AUGGGCUUGGACAACCGCUGCCAGCGGGCCAUGUCGGGGUCUUCAGAUCCGGAGAGCGGGCCAGGGGCUUCCCCCCUGCCACCCCCUCCCUACGCUGGGGAAGGGGCCUUAGAGCUGCGGGGGUCUCUGGACUGCUGGGCGUGCGCGGUGCUGGUCACGAUCCAGAACUUGCUGGUGGGGACGCUCAACCUUCUCUUGGUGGGGGUCAUCUUUGGAGUCAUCUUGUUCCCCGCAGGGGUCCUCUUGGGAUUCGGGUUCCUGUGCCAUUCCAAGUUCUUCAACACCCAGGCCCAGUAUUGCAUGACCCACUUGCAUGACUCCGGCUCCAUUGCGCUCCUUGUGGUGGGGUUCACCCUCCUAGUGCCCCUCCUGGUCUUGGCGUUGGCUGCCUACUGCCGAAUGGCGCGCCGCCUGCAGCUCGGCUACUGCCUCAUCCCCUACAGCAAGGCGGUCUACAAGAACAUGCCGGCGUCCCACUACCACCGCUCCAGUUGCUGCUGCACCCAGGAUCUGGACUCUGUGGAGAAAGUUUGGGUUUGAGACUGGGGCGGG
Molecule: messenger RNA, 552 nt
Organism: Euleptes europaea (tarantolino)
Lineage: Eukaryota; Metazoa; Chordata; Lepidosauria; Squamata; Sphaerodactylidae
Gene: TMEM88
Product: transmembrane protein 88
Exons: 2
Coding region: 1-540 (179 amino acids)
Biological process (GO): negative regulation of canonical Wnt signaling pathway
Cellular component (GO): plasma membrane
Molecular function (GO): PDZ domain binding
Source: RefSeq, a predicted model, not a curated record